Molecule: messenger RNA, 5433 nt
Organism: Aquila chrysaetos chrysaetos
Lineage: Eukaryota; Metazoa; Chordata; Aves; Accipitriformes; Accipitridae
Gene: DLEC1
Product: DLEC1 cilia and flagella associated protein
Exons: 38
Coding region: 71-5092 (1673 amino acids)
Biological process (GO): negative regulation of cell population proliferation
Source: RefSeq, a predicted model, not a curated record
CCGAGGGGACGGCGGGAGGCCGAGGGAGCCGGGCCGGCCCGGGGAGAGCCCAGCGCCCGGCUUGCUGGUCAUGGCUCGGCGGAGCCUCUGCCCCGGCACGCAGGACAUCUCCCACUUGCUGGCUAGCACCUUUGAGGACCUGUACACUAGAGAUGUCUUCGGGGUGGACAUGGAGACAAACUGGAUCAAGUCCCGAGGAGGAGACAAUGUUUAUCAUGAGAGUUUUACAGAGGAGCUACAGAAGCUUCUUGCUGAGUAUAAGUGCCGACUGACAGAAGCUGACAUAGUAGAAGAGAACAUCAUUCAGGCUCAGGAUCGAGCAAAAGCUGAAGAAGAAAGGGCCCUAAAUGUGCUGAAGGCAGAUGCGGGGAAAGAUUUCAACAAAAUGGGAUUGCCACCAGUGGCAUCCUCUUUUAGAUGGAUUGUGGAUAAUGAACUUCUCAGAAAAAAUCAUUUAACCUGCCCUGAUGACUACAUCACUGAUAAAUUACCUGUUACUAGAGCACCAAAAGGAAAAUCAGAACCUGGCUACAUCAAAGAGACAUUUAGUUUUAAACAGCAUGUUUCUUCAGGCUCGCGGGACCAGAUGCCUGCAGAGGUUGCACACCUACAGACAAUAUCUGGUAGUCUGUCACAUGUGUCUUUGUGCACAUUAACUCUGCCUUCAACUCCAGACUCUAGCCACCAGACUAAAAAGACAAGUAAGAAAACUAGUGCCUCACAGAAGCUAGCCUGGAAAGACAGUAAGUGCAAAGCAGAGGGAGAAAGUGAGUGUGCUUACCUUGCCAAACUUGAGAAAAAGCAGAAUUACUUGAAGAACCCCCGCUUCUUCCCACCAAAUGGUCUUCAUGGAGGCAAAUCUCUUGUCAUUUCUCAAGAAAAGGUGGCACAAACUAUAGCCAGAAGAAAAGCAGAAGAUAAUAAAGGUGACACCUCAUUCGUUCCUGUGUUUCUUGCCAAUCCACCUACUGUUUUAUUUUCUGAUUAUGAAGUUGGUCAGGUUUAUGAGAUGACUAUAGAGCUGCAGAACAUCACUUCAACAUGUCAUCACAUAAGACUUAUCCCCCCCUCUACUUCAGCAUUUGCCAUUGGGCCAGGAAAAUUUCCAGGAAAGGGAGGAAUGAUUGCUCCUGGGAUGACAUGCCAGUAUACGGUCCAAUUUAUUCCUGAAUAUCUAGGAGAUUAUGAAGAUUGUAUAUUAGUGGAGACCCAAGUAUCAGAACCUCUUCUGAUCCCGAUCCAGGCUAAAAGACCACCUCCAGUGUUAACAUUGCCUCGCAUUAUAGACUGUGGUUCCUGCCUUGUUGGAGGAAUAAAAGUAAUGAUGAUUUUGUGCAGAAAUGAGGGAAUUAGCACUGGGAAGUUCUGUAUAAUGCCAAAGAAAGCCUGGCCACCUCCUAAUUUCAGGUCUAUUGCCACUGUAGGUUUUGUGAUACAAGAUCCUUUUGGGAUCCAUCCUGCUGUUUUUGAGCUAGCUCCAGGGCAGAGCACAACAGUAGAGGUAGUGUUUUUCCCUUCUGUUCCAGAAGUCUCACAGCAAACAUACACCAUUGUUUGUGACAAUUGCCAAGUCAAUGAUGUUACAGUCACAGGCGUUGGACAGCUGAUAGCUCUGGAGCUUUUGUUUGUCACGGGUGGAGAAAGCAAACAUGAACCCGGUGAAGUUACUGAUGUAACAGCACAGCAUCUCAUACGAUUUGACCCCCAAAACCCACAUGCCACCGAGGAGAAGAAAUUGGUUAUAAGAAACUCUACCCAUGUAGAACUUCCUUUCUACUGGCAGAUAAUAAAGCCUAAUCUGAAACCAUCAAUACCAGAAGAAACUGCAGACUUUAUGAAGCUCAAAUACAAUCGAGACACAGAGUCAGCCUUCUCCCUAAAUCCUGAGCAGGGAGUUUUGCUUCCUGAUGCAGAUCAUGAGUUUAUUCUCACUUACACUCCACAGGAGCUGAAGAGUUAUCACAGUGUGAUUCAGAUGGUACUGAGGGACAUCCCAGAAUCACCUUGUUUGGUAAAAGAGGGGAUGCUUCAAAACAUCCCGGAAUACAAAGCAGAGGAUGUAAUAGCACUGGAAAUAGAAGUUAAAGGAUCAACAGAACCAUUUCAUCUUCUUCUGGAACCAUACGCCAUUAUCGUCCCUGGAGAAAACUUUAUUGGUGUAAAUGUCAGGAAAACAUUUAAGAUGUGGAAUAACAGCAAAUCAUUGAUCAAGUACACGUGGGAGAAAAUCAUGCCCUGUGACAUCAUGGAAGUUGAACCUCAUACGGGCAUCAUAGAUAUGAAUAAUUGCUGUGAAUUUGAACUGGCAAUUACUGGAAGCAAACCUGGGUGCAUCAGCCGUAACCUGCAAUGUAAAAUUGAACACUGUCUAGAGCCAGUUGUGCUGCAUGUUGAGGCUGCUUUUAAGGGUCCACUUCUUUGUAUUGAUGUUCCAUCACUCUGGUUAGGUUUGACUAAGCAGGGUGAGAGUGUGUUAAGAACCUUUGAGAUUAAAAAUCUGUGUCAGCUGCCAGCACAAUGGAGAAUGCAAGAAAGCCAGGUUUGUCUAGCUGAAAGGAAUGAAGAGGUAUCUCCCUUUACCAUUCAACCAUCUGCUGGAGAAAUACCUCCUUUGGGUAUAUGCAGUGUGUCAGUUCAGUUUACAUCAUUACUGUGCCAGCGUGUCCAGACAGUAUUAGAACUAGAGGUAGAAAAUGGAGAAGGAAGUCAUCUUCCUGUUUUUGUUGAAGUUCAGACCCCCCAAGUGUGCCUGAUAUCUAGUCAUCUAGUAUUCACUGAAAUUUAUACUGGAGUUCCUGCCAAAGCAACCAGCAAACUUUUUAACCAGACACUGCUGCCAGCAAAAUACUUAUGGGGCAAGCUCAUUGGAAGUCAGGCAGCUUUCUGCUCCACCACUGUCUUCCCAGCCCGUGGCACCUUAGGCCCAAAUGAGGAAAAAGAAUUCUGCAUAGAGCUGUCAGCUAACAUCAUGGGUGAGCUGAAAGACCUUACCCUUUCCUGUAGCAUAGAAGACAUGACUGAACCCCUCUUUCUGAGCAUUUCUGGAGAAGUGAAAGGACUGCAUGUCACCUACUCAGUACCUUGUGACAGUGGAGUUGCUAGUGACGAAAGACAAAUGUUACAAGGCCCGUGUAAUCUUCUUUUGGACUUUGGAUCUGAAGUUGCAUUCAAAGACAUAGUAAAGCGCCAACUAAUUCUUACCAAUCACACUGGAAUCAGUGCUCCAUUCAAACUAGAAGCUGAGUAUUUUACUGGCUAUUCACUUACUCCAGAACAAGGAAUCUGCCUCUCCUCAAGCUACCUGGUGAAAAGAAGAGGGCCCGUCACAAAACAUGCAGCCAGAAGAGCACGGUCAGAGUUUGCAGCAGCAGUGUUGUCUCAUGGGAAGGGAGUAGCUUUCCAUAUACAACCUUCCACAGGAACACUGAAAGCCUUCCAGCAGCUAAUCAUAGAAAUAACAGCUUACAACAACAUGUGGGGAGAGUAUCGGGAUGAUCUUUUCUGUAAGGUGGGAGACUUACAACCUAAAUUAAUUCCUAUGCAAAUGACUGUGAAAGGCUGUCCAAUCUUCCUACAGAUGACAGGACCACAAACAGAGCAACCCAUAAUAAGGUUUGGCACUCAUGUCUCUGGAGGGCCUCCUGUCUUUCGGAGGAUCCAGCUCAACAAUCCUACUCCCUUUGACAUCCGCCUGGACUGGGAAAUUUACAGCCAAGAGCAAGAUGAUAAAAAGCUGGUGGACCUGUUGAUGUUCUUUGGAGACCCUUUUCCUCCUGAGGACAUGGAUGAAAAUGAGACUGCAUCAAUUGGUAGCACCUCAGAGUCAGAGAUCGUGUUAAAGUUGGAUCAAACUGCCAUUCCCUGCGGAAGCAUUUAUCCAGCUUCGCAAACCACAGAUGAGUCUUCAGACUCCGACAACAAAGAGAAGGAAAUCAUCACUCAAGAACCUACAAUACAGAAAAUCGUCUCUGUACUUAUACGACCUCAUGAAGGGGUUCCUGCAGACAACCCCUACUCCAUUACCCCAAGACAGAUAGUGGUUCCAGGAGGUGGCAGCAUCUCCGUUUGCAUCUCCUUCACCCCACACGUCCUCCCAGAGAACGUGACUGAAGUGCAGCGUGAAGGGUUUGUGCUGGGUUUCAUGAGCCUAGACGACAAGCUUGCAAAGACAGUGCCUAACAAAGUGCAUCGCAGACAUGGCUAUGAAGCUCCACCGUUACGAGUAGACAUGCAAGCUUUUGUAAGGCAUGCUCUGUUAAAAGUAGACACGGAUCAUGACAGAGGAAUGGUGUUUUAUUCAAUGGCAAGUGAUCUCGUACCAGAGCAGCCUCUGUUAGGAGUUUUGACAGAUUCGGUAAUGACUCAGAGUUUGAAACUCAUCAAUUGCACUAAGGUUCCUCUGUACUUCAGGCUCCUUCUGUCUACGCCCUUCAGCCUGUCCAGCACAGAUCCCAAAAAGAGCACCAAAACAUCCCACAGCAAGAAGGAGGAAAAAGAACAGCAUCCGCAACUUGUACUUUAUCCACAGCAAAACAUGCUGGUGAAAGUGUCAUUCCACACAACUCUGGAGUUACUUACGUAUCAACAUUUGCCAGAUGCCCAGCUGCUUCCUGGAGUCCAAGUGCUCCAGUUUGAGAAUGGAGAGAGAAAGCUGAAGUUUAAUCAAAAUCUGGUCAUUGAACAUAGUAACCGCACUACCCAGCUGGUCCCAGUGACUGCAUACCUCACUGUUCCAGUUCUGGAGCUCUCUUGUGACACGGUUGAUUUCAAGACCUGCUUUGUUGCGCAGACCAAGACUGAACAUGUCUUCUUGUGUAACAGGAGUGGCUGUAGAAGUUACUGGGCUGCUUUGCUGGAUGAACAGGAAAGGCAUAAUGACCUGCAAGUCUUUUCUGUCUCCCCUACUAAUGGCGUUUUGGAGGCACGUGAAGGGGACCCACCUACCAAAGAGAUUCUGCAGAUCAGCUUUACUGCAAGGGGCGACAUUGAAUACGAAACUAUCUUGACCAUUACUGGAACACUGGGAGAGAAGCCUUGCAAGCUACAGCUCAGGGGACGAGGAACAUACGAUGGAAAGUACGAAGACCCGUAAUUUAAGCAAGACAAUGUCAGACAAAUGUCAAGGUAAUGGGGUUGGAUGCAGAUGUGCCAUCAGUUGAGCCUGUAUUUCCAUUUAUGUCAGUUUUUUUAACAUGGAUCAGAAUUUUAGCAGAAUAAAAUUUUAAAGUUAUGAGGAAAAAAGUUCAUGGUACUUUAAAGAAAGCAGCCAUAAUCUCAUUCUGUGGUAUUGCUUUUAUUGCUGUGAUAAGCUUACCGUUACCCACAGAACCAGGCUCUGCAAAAUAAUCGGUUUUAAAUUGCAAAGCAGCUAUGGUAACAGGCCAAAACCCUCUGCAUAUCACAGUAUGCCUCAAAUGACAAUUAAAGACUGUU